Mytilus trossulus (common blue mussel) is the source of this 618-nucleotide messenger RNA. RefSeq lists its product as uncharacterized. The record is from RefSeq and is a predicted model, not a curated record. Lineage: Eukaryota; Metazoa; Mollusca; Bivalvia; Mytilida; Mytilidae. Bases 1 to 618 code for a protein of 205 amino acids. The transcript has 2 exons.
AUGGAGACUACAGCAUUUAAAGAAUUAUCAAGUAAGUUGAUAUUAAUUCAUGAAGAUUUAAGAGAGAUGAUAAAUAUUUCAAAGACUCAAAAAAUUGAUGAAACUAAAAUCAUUGAAACUCUUAAACGAGAACUGAAAAUAUCUUUCAAUAUUGUGGAUGAGCAGCAAGCCGUCAACUCACAAGAACUUUUGAUUAAUUCUACACAAGACAUUUACAAUGAUAAUGAAGAAAACGAAGAAGAAGAAAAUAAACCACUGGUAAGAAAUAAAUCAGACUGGAUUCCAAGACCAACAAAAGAUAAAGAUUUAGAAGAAACUAUUAAAACAUUAAAAACAAAUUCACUUACAAGCAAUAAAAAUGUCAAGUACAAUUUAACCCGAGAGGAGAAAACAGCUUUACAAAAUUUAAAAUCAGAUAAAUCAAUAAUAAUAAAAGAAGCGAAUAAAGGUAAUGCAGUUGUAAUCAUGGACCGUGAGUAUUACAGAGAUAGUAUUUUAAAUAUUUUACAAGAUGAAAUGUCUUAUGAGGUGACACAUAAAAAAUUGGACCGACAAACAAGUACAAUGAUUAAGAAAUUACUAAAGAAACAUGAAACGGAAUUGUUUAAAGAAGGAUAG